AUGGCCGCAAACAGCGAUAGCAUCGACGCGCGCAUCCCCGCCUCGUGCCCAGCGUCCGUCUCCCAGAUCCUCUACCCCUCCUGGCACCACGACCUCGCGGGCCUCAAGCCGCUACUCACCGUGCCGGGCCGCGCCAGCGUCCAGGAGCCCACGACGGGCGAGACGCCGCUGCACGCGGCAAUCCGAGCCUGCGCGCCCGCAAACCGGCGGCGGCAGGGCGCGCUAGACGACGCGGACGAAGACGAAGAUGAAGAUAAGGCCCGAGAGAACGCCAGGGCCGUCGUGCACGAGCUGUUCAUGAGCGGCGCGAUAUGGAACGACGUCGACGACAACAACGAGACGCCCGGGUGCGUGGCCGCGCGGCUGGGGCUCGCGGACUUGUACGCGCUGUGCGUCGAGGCGGGCGUGCGGGCCGAGCUGCUGUUCGGUUUGUUGGACGGGUACGAGGAGCUUGAGUCCGACGACGACGACGACGACGACGAGGAAGAUGAGGAAGAUGAAAAAGUAAAGGAAAAGGGGGAGGACAAUGUUGAAGGAGAAGGAAAAGGAGAGAAAGAUGUUGAAAAUACAGAACGCGACGGUGCGCAGGAAGAAGAAGAAGAAGCUGAAGUAGUAGUAGUAGACUCGGACCGCGCCUUCGUCCCACCAAAAGGCACCGUCGGGCCUAACGUCAACAGCGCGGACUACCUGCGCUCGAACCUCACCUACAGCGACGGGAAGCUAGUCGACUCGGCCCAAAACGGCGUGAUGAUGGCCUGGGAAACAUCCAUCAUGCGCGCCUCCGUCGACGCGCUGCUCCCGGGCCUCCCCACGGGGAAGAAGAUCCUCAACGUCGGGUUCGGCAUGGGCAUCGUCGACGGCAUGUUCGCCGCGACGCGCCCGGAGAAACACCACGUCAUCGAGGCGCACCCGAGUGUCCUCAAGCACAUCAGCAGCUCCCCCGACUCCAAGUUCGGCAGGGAAUGGGAAGCCGGCGGCCCGUCCGAGGGCGCUUACAAGGUCCACGGCGGCAGGUGGCAGGAUGUAGUCCCGAAGCUGCUGGAGCAGGGCGAGACGUACGACGCCAUCUACUUCGACACGUUCGGCGAGGACUACGGGCAGCUGCGCAUGUUCUUCACCGAGUACGUCCCCGCGCUGCUCGAGGAUCAGGGCAGGUUCGGGUUUUUCAACGGCCUAGGCGCCGAUCGGAAGAUCUGCUACGACGUUUAUGCUCAGGUGGUCGAGAUGCACCUCAGCGACGCAGGUAUGGAUGUAGAGUGGCGGGAGUUGGAGGUGGACAUGAAAGAUCUAGGAAAAGAAGGGGAAGGGGAAUGGGAAGGCGUUAAAAGACGUUAUUGGACUCUGGACAAGUAUCGACUACCGACCUGCACCCUGUUGGGCUGA
Molecule: messenger RNA, 1383 nt
Organism: Daldinia caldariorum
Lineage: Eukaryota; Fungi; Ascomycota; Sordariomycetes; Xylariales; Hypoxylaceae
Product: arginine N-methyltransferase 2
Exons: 3
Coding region: 1-1383 (460 amino acids)
Biological process (GO): peptidyl-arginine methylation
Cellular component (GO): nucleus; cytoplasm
Molecular function (GO): protein arginine N5-methyltransferase activity
Source: RefSeq, a predicted model, not a curated record